AUGAGACAAGGCCAACCUCCACCAGGCUCCGUAUCUACACGGCCGAUACAUAAAGGCACAUAUGCUGCUCAACCUACUCGGCUUGCAGAAGAGCAAGAUGUCAUCAUUUUCGACGAGAGCUCCGAUACGGAUGUAUCCAUGUCUGCCUCAGAUGUUGAGAGCCAUGAUACCGAGGGUCAAAAAUGCUCCGCUCGCCUGGCAACUGGAAUUGAAAGGGAUGGUAUUCCGGACAGUAGCCUGCCUCUUGGGUUUCGAAACGAGAACGGCAGGAAACGCAAGCUCUCUGCUGAUCAGCCAGCUACUUUGACAGAUUCGGACCCUCCCAAGAAGGCCAAGCUCAACGGGAAUAGGCCUGCGGUGCCGAAUCAUGCAGAUUCCAUUACAUCAGAUAAGUCCCUGCUGCCGGCCGAGAUCUGGCACCAUAUCUUUACCUUGACCCAGCCUCAGGGACUGGGCAACUCAUUGCAAGUUAGCAAGCUAUUUAAUCUCUAUCUCGACCCUUCUUCCUCCAAACAAUCUCCUCAGCCUCGACCCCCCAUUCGAGGGCAUCUGUCCACACUGCAACCAAAUGAAAUCUGGCGAGCUUCGAGGAAACGCUAUUGGCCAAAAAUGCCAGCGCCCCUUGAAGACAAAACAGAACUCGAAAUGUGGCGCUUGGUGCACAUGAGGCGGUGCCAAUACUGUGGUAAAGAGGAGCGAGGCGAUUCACCAGCGGUCAAAUCCAUGUUAUCACCCGGCCCAGGAGUGGGAAGGGUGAGGAUGUUAUGGCCAUUUGCUGUCAUAUGCUGCGGAUCUUGCUUAAUCGCCAACACAACGAAGGAGAUAGACUUGUUGCUUUCCCCAUCUAUCCCACACCUACUUUUCCCGGCACUGCCGUUUGUUCUCAUCACAAGUGACAUACAAGCUUUUACUCCAGGCGCUCUCACCAAGGGACUUUCGUUGGGAGAUGCCGCCCUUACAAAAAUAUUUUUCACAAAGCAAAUCGACGAGCUCAGAGACGAGUUUGUGUCUGUGAAAAACCUCGGGCCUGGCGCAGCAGAGGAAUGGCUGAAAGGCUUAGAAGACCGAGGCAAGGAACGGCGCCUUGAUGCAGAACGGUGGGAGAAGUGGGAUUUAGGUGGGGGUCUUCGACAAUUAUGGCAGUCGCACACUCCUGGAGCACAACCGGUUGCUAUGCCAUCAACUCUUGAGUCGUCCAGGCAAGUCGAGAACAACUCCAUUGCUGACAGAUCAACAAUUGCCAACCACAAAGUCAACACGCUGGGCAUGACGGUAAAGUCAACGACAGCCUCGAAGAUGCAACCGAUCCCACCACUGCGAAUUGAAGAGAGCGAACCGUUCUCGCAAUCACAGUCAAUGAUACAGUCUACUCAGUCGGGUCCCACGCAGUCCAAACGAACCAUUCAUGAGGUUAUUGAGUUAAGAGCAGCCCGUCGAGCUGAGAUUGAGAGACGAGCCAUGCUACUGCAACCCCCACUCCAGCCAGACGUCUUAGCUCAAAUUCCAUCUUUUCAAGCUGCCUUGCAAAUCAUUACACCUCUCGAUGAUAACGCAUGGGAGAUGCUCAAGCGUAGGCUACUUUUGCAGAGAGCUGAUGUAAAGAAUCGCAGAGAGCGUGAUCAAGUCGCCGCCAUGCCGCUCGUCGCUGUCGAAGAACCUGCGGAGGAGCAACACGUUUUUGAGAGGCAGGGCAAGGAGAUAAAAGAGCUGACGGACAAGGAUUGGGAUGAUGCGCAAGCUCCUCUUCGAGCCCAAAUCUCAAUGUACGCCGACGAAAUUAUUCGUGAUGCAUGGGACGACGGAAACAACGUAAACAAAGAGUCAAGUCCACGUUUCGCCGUUGAGGUCCUGCUCUAUGUGCGUAGGAAAUUUUACGCGAAGAUUGAAAGAGAUGCAGCGGCAUCACGCGGAACACACAAGGAACCCAAGCGCGAUCCGCCACAAGGGCCAUUUACCCAAAAGCUGACACUCGAAAACUUGAAGUGGCUAUUCGAAGUAAAAGUCAAACCUCAUACAGAAACACAUCGUAAAGAGCUCUUCUUAUGUAAUGGGUGCGACGAUAGUUUGAAAGCAUAUGGCUUUGAAGGUGUGGUUCAACACUACGCUGCUAAACAUACCAACUCCAUGAGCGUUGGCAGUAUCGUCGUCUACUGGCGUUCAGAAUGGCCUGAGGUGCCGCCCUUCCACCCGGAUCCCGUUGCGAGAACUGCUCAGCAUCGCAAGCCGACCACCUCUCCCGUGUAUCAGUCUGCUGGGCCUAUGCAACAGCACAACCAUCACCACCAAGCACCUACAUCAUUUGGGGUGUCGAUGGCUCCACAUGUGGGCCACCCAUACUACGGACAAUAUAAUCAACCGGACAGCCAUUACCAGCAUAGUGGUUUUGCACCAUCCACAAUGUAUGCCACGACGCAGGCGUCUUAUACCCCUGCAUUUCUUGAACAUUUGCCCUACAAUCAAGGCUACGGUAUAGCCUCCAGCACAGGAGCGUCUCUACCUGUGCCACAACCUGUAACAAAUUACUCUCAACAGUUUGCGCAUGGCCUGCCAUUUCCGGUUCCUGCCGUACAUAACAGUCACACCUAUGAUGCUUAUCAGCUGACUGGACAAGCCGGCUAUCUGGGUUUUCCAGGCGGUUCCCAGUCUGAUAGAAUCCGUACUCAGCUUGAGGCCUUGGCAUGUUUUUCACGCGAGGUCUGGAUGGCCACAGCCGGGGUGAAAGAACUACCUGGGUACAUUCGAGUGUAUGUCUGUUUCUACCAUUUGGCGAAGAGGUAUAGGUCCCAUUUCGCAGAAGAUCCACCGCUGGGCAUGUUUAUCGAUGGAUUGUCUAAUCACAAGGAGAUGCGCCCAGUGCGCAACGUAAACGGGCUUCAGUGCAAGGCAUGCCAUCUCCACCUGGGAGGCUGCGCCCCUGUUGAGAAUGAGAGGAGCGUUUUCUCUCUUCCUCAAUUAGUGAACCAUUUUCAGAAGAAACAUGUCGAACCAGCGCAGGGCAUGACACAGCCUAUAUUGAACUGGAUUGCUGACAUGGUAUUUCUGCCCGAUGUCGCCUGUCUAUCCCAUCUCAGAGCGAUGGUUGGCAUGGACAGUCAUAAAUAUGGGUUGAUGACAGAAGCCUUCCCUCAAGUGACAUUUUCUGGACCUUUCGGUGCAGAAGGGUCACACGGGCAAACGGCACCCUCUCACCAAAACCACUUGCCUGGACAUCACGGCGUCCACAGUCUUGCACAUAGCGCUGAAAAUUCUUCAGCAGCAGUACCGGAUGGUUACAUGCCCAUGCACGUAGCUUUUGGCCAACAGCAGGCCUCCGAGGACAGGCCACUCCCGCACCCCCAGUCGAUGGUCAGUGGUGAAGGACCUCUAGUCAAUGAAUUCUCAAAUUAUUUCUCACAAGCCAACGUUGUUGCGAACGAUGAUGGCCAGGUUUUCCCCCAACAUUUAUUACACCAACCUGGCCCAAGCGAUGUCGGGAGAGGUACCCCGGACCGGGCGGCUGGAAAGCAUCGCAAUCGCAAAUCAUCUGCCAAGGAGCGACGUGCUGGACAAGGUGGAAAGUCACGAAAGGGGAGUGCAAAGCAUGGUGUGAGGCAAGGCAAGCCAGCUGCCGAGAAAAGCGAGUCUGGAGAGGACAAAGAAGCAGAAGCAGAGGCGCAACGCCAGGAAGAGGCCAUCCGCGCCAUGUGGGCAGCCGAUCGCCAAACCGCCGCCCGUAUAGCGUCAGAUCCUGAGCCGCCGCAGACAACACGUCCCGAAAGUCCGACUGACGGUCCGCCGUCAGCUAUGCGUCCACAGGCAGUGCAAGUGUCACCGCCGCCUCUGAACCAUGUCGCUCGGCCCAUCGCUGGACCAGAUAUUUCACGCAACCCACCAGUUGUAGUGUUGGAUCAUGAAGAUGAUUUAUUUGCGGGCUUGGAACAUCAUUUAGAUCAGCAGCGCGUGUUGAAGCCUACAAAUAUUGCCGUGUCCAGCAGACGGCCAAUAUCCGAGCAGGCGCCAGUGCAGAAUUCUAGGGCCAGCGAUGGUCUGACUCAGAGCUCUGUUCAUGAACGUUGUCGGUCCCGCUCACCGGAUAGGGCAGGGCUUGGAGAAGCACCCUCACAACACGGAUACGUCUAUCGCAACCGAGGCCCUCCAGCUUAUGACACAAACCCUGCUUAUGCCAGGGUUGAUGAUCCAACUGAGGUGGCACAAUCUUUGGCUGGGGACCGAGAUUCUUUACGGGCUCACGUGGACAACCAUAGUCGGGUUGCACCGCAAGUUCAUGAAGCCGUCUAUACUGACGAUCCGCGACCACGUCCUGCGUCUUCAUUUCAAUACGUUGAUUCAUCAUCAAUGAGCCAAGCUGUUCGAUCAGCACAAGCACAAGCUCAAAUUUCAUAUACUGAGGUGUGGGAAAGGGUCCUUGUUCGUGACUCGCGUGGAGAUGAGUACUACAUCGAGCGCCCUAUCAGGCGAGAGCCAGCGCCCGUCUACGUACGAUACGAGGACGAGCAGCCUAGGUAUCGUGAAGCAACAACAACUUAUCGAGGUCAGGAGCGAAACGUAUAUCGACGAGAGUCAGUUUGCGAGUCUGCUUAUCAACAAGACACAACCGGUAACCGACAGAUGAUGCGGGGGGCGAUGUCGUCAAGACCAGAGAGUCCUCGACGACAGCUCGUGUACGAAGAAGCCCCAAGCGCUACGGCGGUAUCCUUUGAAGAGUAUGACCCUAAAUUCCCUUCUGCGCCAUCUAGCCUUGGGCCACCACGAUAUGUUCACUAUUAG
Truncatella angustata is the source of this 4767-nucleotide messenger RNA. RefSeq lists its product as uncharacterized. The record is from RefSeq and is a predicted model, not a curated record. Lineage: Eukaryota; Fungi; Ascomycota; Sordariomycetes; Amphisphaeriales; Sporocadaceae. The transcript has 3 exons. Bases 1 to 4767 code for a protein of 1588 amino acids.